CGCCGAUUUCUCAGGGCUGAAUGUGAAAGCAGAACAGGUGACAGGUAAAGAGACAGAGUAAGGAUAUAUGCAAGGCAAGAGAGCUUAUGAUGGAGGUCACACAAUUUCAGAAGAUUGGCAUUGGCCUUACAGGGUUUGGAAUGUUUUUUGUCCUUUUUGGUGUAAUGCUGUACUUUGACUCAGUCUUGUUGGCAUUUGGAAAUAUCCUCUUCCUGGCUGGGUUGGUCUUCAUCAUCGGCCCCAGGAGGACCGCCCAUUUCUUCUUCCAGAGGCAGAAGUUUAGGGCAUCUUCCUUCUUUCUCGGGGGCGUGGCUCUGGUCCUGCUCCGUUGGCCAAUCAUUGGCAUGCUUGUGGAGAGUUAUGGCUUUGUUCUUUUGUUCAGGUCAUUCUUUCCAAUGGUUUUUGGAUUUGUGUUCUCAAUAAUAAAUAAUCCAUUCCUUGAUGCGUUGUUCAAAAAACUGUUCGGAAGCAACACCUCUAUGGUUUGAAUGAGGGAAAAAAAAUGUAUUUGUAUUAUUAUAGAAAUGAGUUGUAUUUAUUAUUAAAUAUGUAUGUAAUC
Molecule: messenger RNA, 559 nt
Organism: Gadus morhua (Atlantic cod)
Lineage: Eukaryota; Metazoa; Chordata; Actinopteri; Gadiformes; Gadidae
Gene: golt1a
Product: golgi transport 1A
Exons: 5
Coding region: 87-488 (133 amino acids)
Biological process (GO): retrograde transport, endosome to Golgi; endoplasmic reticulum to Golgi vesicle-mediated transport
Cellular component (GO): membrane; endoplasmic reticulum
Source: RefSeq, a predicted model, not a curated record